AGCAAGCGUAGGGAAGGAGGGAGCGACCUUCCUCUUAUCUAAAACCCUUCCCGCGUCGGGGGACUUCCAUUUCUUCACCCCCAUCCAAAGCAUGUCUUCGCUCUCUCUCCAAUUCAAAUUCCUCCAUCUCUCUCCGAAUCUCACCUCUCCUCACUUCCAAUCUCCACUCGCCCCUCACCAGUCCAUCAACUUCAGCAACCGAACCAAGCUCGAGCUCAAAGCUUCGUCGUCCUCGUCCUCUUCCUCUUCCUCUUCCUCGUCCCCUAGCUCGAAGCAACCGCAGCAACGACCGAAGAAGAGGCAAAGCGCGAGCGACGCGGAGAGAGGGAUUGAUCCGACGGGAUUCCUCACCAAGUCGGGCAUCUCCCACAAAGGCUUCGCUCAGUUCCUUCGCGAGAGGCAUAAAGCACUGAAGGACCUCAAGGAUGAGAUUUUCAAUCGUCACCUCAAUCUUAAGGAAAUGGCCUCUGGAUUUGAGAUAUUGGGUAUGCAUCGUCAUGUGGAACAUCGGGUAGAUUAUAUGGAAUGGGCUCCAGGUGCUCGCUAUUGUGCCCUUGUUGGUGACUUCAAUGGCUGGUCACCUACUGAAAAUUGUGCUAGAGAAGGUCACUUUGGCCACGAUGACUAUGGUUAUUGGUUUAUCAUUCUUGAAGAUAAGCUAAGGGAAGGAGAAAAGCCUGAUGAGCUUUACUUUCAGCAGUAUAACUAUGUAGACGACUAUGACAAAGGUGACAGCGGUCUUACAAUAGAAGAGAUUUUCAAGAAAGCAAAUGAUGAAUACUGGGAACCUGGAGAGGAUCGUUUUGUGAAAAAUCGAUUUGAAUUACCAGCAAAGUUAUAUGAGCAGUUAUUUGGGCCAAAUGGGCCUCAAUCGAUAGAGGAAUUGGGGGAAAUACCGGAUGCUGAGACGAGAUAUAGAGCUUUCAAAGAAGAGCAUAAGGACGAUCCACCUGGCAGCCGACCUCCAUUUGACGUUAUUGACAAUGAUAAAACUUAUGACAUCUAUAACAUAGCGGGUGAUCCUGUUUCCUGGGAAAAUUUUAAAGCUAAGAUGCCACCGAUAGCAUAUUGGUUGGAGACGCGUAAAGGGAGGAAAGCAUGGCUAAAAAAGUAUACUCCUGGUAUUCCUCAUGGAAGCAAAUAUAGGGUUUACUUUAAUACUCCCAGCGGGCCAUUGGAACGAGUUCCUGCUUGGGCUACCUAUGUACAGCCAGAUGCAGAAGGAAAGCAAGCUUUUGCUAUUCACUGGGAACCACCACCUGAAUGUGCCUACAAAUGGAAAAACCCUAGCCCGAAGGUGCCACUGUCUCUGCGUAUAUAUGAAGGCCACAUUGGAAUUAGUGGAUCCAAGGCAAAAGUAUCUUCCUUUAAUGAAUUCAGUGAGAAGGUUCUUCCUCAUAUCAAGGAUGCUGGUUAUAAUGCAAUACAAUUGAUUGGGGUAGUUGAGCACAAGGAUUAUUAUACCGUCGGUUAUAGAGUGACAAAUUUUUAUGCCGUGAGCAGCCGAUUUGGUACUCCUGAUGACUUCAAGCACUUGGUUGAUGAAGCACAUGGUCUUGGAUUGUUGGUCUUUUUAGAUAUUGUCCAUUCCUAUUCAGCUGCAGAUGAGAUGGUCGGUCUCUCACUAUUUGAUGGAUCAAACGACUGUUACUUUCAUACAGGUAAGCGAGGACAACACAAAUACUGGGGUACCCGAAUGUUCAGAUAUGGAGACCCUGAUGUCCUGCAUUUCCUUCUAUCUAAUCUAAAUUGGUGGGUUGUUGAGUAUCAUGUGGACGGUUUCCACUUCCAUUCUCUCUCAUCAAUGAUGUACACGCACAAUGGUUUUGCCUCUUUUACCGGAGACUUUGAAGAGUACUGCAACCAAUAUGUGGACAGGGAUGCAUUGAUGUACCUCAUUUUGGCAAAUGAAAUACUCCAUGCCCUUCAUCCAAAUAUAGUAACAAUUGCUGAAGAUGCGACAUCUUAUCCAGGCCUGUGUGAGCCAACUUCUCAGGGUGGAUUGGGAUUUGAUUACCAUGUCAAUUUAGCUGUAUCAGAGAUGUGGCUGUCUUUACUAGAAAAUACUCCAGAUCACGAGUGGAGCAUGAGUAAGAUUGUCAACACACUAAUUGGUAACCAACGCUACGCUGAUAAGAUGCUUAUUUAUGCGGAAAACCACAAUCAGUCCAUAUCUGGAGGACAGUCAUUUGCUGAGAUACUUUUUGGUAAAAUCAGGGAGCAUUCUUCUGGCUCAAAAGAUCUACUGCUUCGAGGCUGUUCAUUGCACAAGAUGAUCCGACUAAUAACGUUCACAAUAUGUGGCCAUGCUUUCCUCAACUUCAUGGGUAAUGAAUUUGGUCAUCCGGAGAGGGUCGAAUUUCCUAUGCCAAGCAACAACUUCACCUAUUCUCUGGCCAACCGGCGUUGGGAUCUGUUGGGGACUGGAGUGUAUCAAAAUCUAUUUUCCUUUGACAAGGACAUGAUGAUGUUGGACGAGAAUGAGAGGGUGCUUUCUAGAAGUUUUCCAAAUAUCCAUCAUGUGAAUGACUCCAGCAUGGUGAUAUCUUUUAUACGAGGUCCUCUUCUCUUCAUAUUUAACUUUCAUCCAACUGCUUCCUAUGAAAGAUAUGUGAUAGGCGUGGAAGAGGCUGGAGAGUACCAAGCGAUACUAAAUACAGAUGAAAAGGACUAUGGAGGACAAGGGGUUAUAGAGGAAAGCCAGUAUCUCCAGAGAACCAUUAGCCGACGAGCUGAUGGCUUACGGAAUUGCUUGGAAGUGGCUCUACCAAGUAGGACUGCCCAGGUGUACAAAUUGAAACGGAUCUUGAGGAUUUGAAUGUUAUUUAACUUUCUCAAGGAGACUUCAUUUGGAGGCUGGAGAGGACAAAGAAAUUAUAUUUUGCAGAGCUAAUUUUGAAACGCAAGAAGCGAACGAGAGAAAACACUGCUUGGCAUGUCAGCUCCAAAAGAUUACUUGCCCUUUUGACUAGCAUAAAUCAAUGCUAGUUGCUGGAGCAUUUUUCUGUGACAGAAAAAUUAAUUCCAAUUGAGGUAUUAGGUGGAAUUUCAGUCUAUUCACCCUUAGCUGCCUGGAGUAGUGAAAGUUUCAGCUCUCACCGCACGUGGAAUCAAUAUAAAUCAGAGUUGUAUCAGGGCUGAUCUUUCAGAAUCCUAAAGCACUUGCUCCCGUUUGGUGUCCUGGAGAGGAACGUUUGUGGUUGGUCUAAACUUCUCUGACAGGACGCCGGAAUUCGAAAUGGGUGAGAGGCAAGCAAAGAUCAUGCCCAUCCAUCGUCUUCUUUUUGGCUUCUCCAUUUGAUGAUGUAUGUCCAUUGCCUUUUACACAACCGUAUUGUCAAAGAUAAAAAUUGAUUCAACAGGAAGUUUGUAUUGUAAUUAGUGGACCAUCCAAAAGGCGCAUGAGAUCAUUUUUUU
This is a messenger RNA of Rhodamnia argentea, 3417 nucleotides long. RefSeq names its product 1,4-alpha-glucan-branching enzyme 3, chloroplastic/amyloplastic. Gene Ontology annotation, cellular component: cytoplasm. Gene Ontology annotation, biological process: glycogen biosynthetic process. Bases 92 to 2818 code for a protein of 908 amino acids. The record is from RefSeq and is a predicted model, not a curated record. The transcript is spliced from 21 exons. NCBI's taxonomy places the organism in Eukaryota, Viridiplantae, Streptophyta, Magnoliopsida, Myrtales, Myrtaceae. Gene Ontology annotation, molecular function: hydrolase activity, hydrolyzing O-glycosyl compounds; 1,4-alpha-glucan branching enzyme activity; cation binding.